AUGAAUGCUUCGUGCUGUCUGCACUCGGCUCAACCAAUGCUGCCUAACAGCUCAGAGCACGUCGCUGCCCCUUCCUUCAGCAACCAGAGCAGCAGCCGCUUCUGUGAGCAAGUCUUCAUCAAGCCCGAGGUCUUUCUGGCCCUGGGCAUCAUCAGCCUGCUGGAAAACAUCCUGGUCAUCCUGGCCGUGGUCAGGAACGGCAACCUGCACUCCCCCAUGUACUUCUUCCUCUGCAGCCUGGCCGUGGCCGACAUGCUGGUGAGCGUGUCCAAUGCCCUGGAGACCAUCAUGAUCGCCGUGGUCAACAGCGACUACCUGACGUUGGAGGACCAGUUCAUCCAGCACAUGGACAAUGUCUUUGACUCCAUGACCUGCAUCUCCCUGGUGGCCUCCAUCUGCAACCUCCUGGCCAUUGCAGUCGACAGGUACGUCACCAUCUUCUACGCGCUCCGCUACCACAGCAUCAUGACCGUGAGGAAGGCACUGGCCCUGAUCGCCGCCAUCUGGCUGGGCUGCGGCAUCUGCGGUGUGGUGUUCAUCGUCUACUCCGAGAGCAAGAUGGUCAUCGUGUGCCUGGUUACCAUGUUCCUUGCCAUGCUGCUGCUCAUGGGCACCCUCUACGUGCACAUGUUCCUCUUCGCCCGGCUGCACGUCAAGCGCAUCGCCGCGCUGCCACCCGCUGACGGAGCGGCCCCGCAGCAGCACUCCUGCAUGAAGGGGGCGGUCACCAUCACCAUCCUGCUGGGGGUCUUCGUCUUCUGCUGGGCCCCCUUCUUCCUCCACCUGGUCCUCAUAAUAACCUGCCCCACCAACCCCUACUGCGUCUGCUACACUGCCCACUUCAAUACCUACCUGGUCCUGAUCAUGUGUAACUCCGUCAUCGACCCGCUCAUCUACGCCUUCCGGAGCCUGGAGCUGCGCAACACCUUCAAGGAGAUCCUCUGCAGCUGCAACGGCAUGAACUUGGGAUAA
This is a messenger RNA of Budorcas taxicolor (takin), 972 nucleotides long. RefSeq names its product melanocortin 3 receptor (gene MC3R). Bases 1 to 972 code for a protein of 323 amino acids. Gene Ontology annotation, molecular function: melanocyte-stimulating hormone receptor activity; peptide hormone binding. Gene Ontology annotation, biological process: G protein-coupled receptor signaling pathway. NCBI's taxonomy places the organism in Eukaryota, Metazoa, Chordata, Mammalia, Artiodactyla, Bovidae. Gene Ontology annotation, cellular component: membrane. The record is from RefSeq and is a predicted model, not a curated record. The transcript has a single exon.